UGACUUCUUAAAGAAGGCGGCGACAAAGGUCAGAAGCUUUUGCAAUUUCUUGCUAAAAUAAAUAUUGCUGGAAGAAAAAACGUAAGAAAAAAAUCCUGCUCCGCCACAUCAGGGACCUGUUUUUUUGAAUGAACAAUUACAAUAACACCGAUAAUCUCCAACCAUGGCUUUACAACAUUCAUAAACCAAGGACCUUGUCUUCUGUUGCUGCUGCUGCACAACUAAACAUAGCAAGUAAUGUGUCAAGUUACUAUGAUUCAGCCAAUAAUGCUCAUUAUACUUCAUUUUGCAGUGAUGAUGAAACAAUGCCUAAUAAAGCCAAUUGUGAAAGUGAUAAUGAGAGCAAUGAAAAUGAAAAUGAUAUUGGCACAAUGAUCAAGGAGGUGCAAAAACAUUCUGGAAAUGCUGCUGGGUCAAAUGUACAUAAUAACAAUGAAGCAAAGCUACGAAAACUUGACGAGUGGAAAAGAAUUGCUCAGAUAAAAAAGGAUCCAAAAAAUUGUAAAAUGUAUAUGAAAACAGGAGCCUGUCAGUUUGGAUCAAGGUGCUCUCAGUUACAUGUAACAACUGGAAGCAAAGAAACAAUUUUAAUACAUAAUUUCUUUCAAGACAGAAGACUAGAAAACGAAAACAUUUCUGAGACAGAAGAAAUUGCAAUAAUACAAGAAUUUGAACAGUUUUAUGACCGUCUUAUUGGAGAGUUUCGUGCGGUUGGAACUGUGAACAUGUUUAAAUGCUGCAAGAAUUUUGCAUCUCACCUUCGUGGAAACGUUUAUGUACAGUAUUCAAAUAACAAGGAAGCAUUGGCUGCGCUACGUGUUUUUAACGGUCGUUAUUAUGGAGGAAGAACAUUAUCAGUAGAUCUGUGCCACAUCGCAAGCUGGAAAGCAGCCAUAUGUGGUCUCUUCGACAAACGUUUAUGUCCUCGCAGUAACACAUGCGGAUGUCUUCACGUGUUUCGGAAUCCAAGAAAUGAUUUUUCUGUUCAAGAUCGCACUGAUUUUGAUCCAGAGCAUGCACUGCGUUUUCAAAUUUACGAUUCAAGCACGAUCAAUCCACACCAUCCAGUGUUUUUGUACUACAAACUUCGUGAUACUUAUAACUCUGGAGAUGCUUAUCAGAAUUUGUUAAAUAUAACUUCUGAUAUGAAAGCUUCAGAAUCAGAAGCGAAGCAAGCAAACACGAAUGAAACAUUAAACACAGUUGCAGAUGGUGCUCUUGAAUGCAAGUUUUUCAUGAAAGCUGGAGCAUGUCGUUUUGGUAGUUUAUGUACACGUGGUCACAUAAAACCUACCAACUCUUGCACAGUUCUAAUUCCAAAUUUUUUCAAAGAUGAACGAUUAUCAAAACCAAACGAAGGUGGGAAAGAAUAUGAUGAAGUGGAGUUGAUCAAAGUGUAUGAAGCGUUUUACGACAAAUUUAUUUCCGAGUUUCGAUCGUUUGGUACAGUGGUCAUGUUUAAGUGCUGUCAAAAUUGUGUUCCACACUUGCGAGGAAACGUGUUUGUUCAAUAUUCGAGUCAGGAAGAAGCUCAGAAAGCUGUCCGUGGUUUUGACGGUCGAGAAUACCAGGGGAAAGUUCUACAUGCGGUGUUAUCUCAUGUUAGCAACUGGAAAGCAGCCAUAUGUGGUCUUUUUGAUAAACGUUUAUGUCCACGUGGAAAAGUAUGCAACUUCCUUCAUGUCUUCCGAAAUCCUCGUAAUGCAUACUCAGUUUUAAACCGGACGGAUUUUGAUCCAGAGCGUGCGUCGAAACAAGGUACUUACGAUCAGACGUUGGUGAACGUGAACCAUCCGGUAUUUGUUUACUACCGACACCGUGAUGCUAUUGGCUACCGAAGUGGGGAGAAGGUUAGCAUUAGCAGUGACAAAGAUUCACCAGGUUUUAAGAAUCGAUUGGAUGAGUUCGAUGAUGACCAAUCUUCGUGUUCAGAAUCACCUGACAUCAAAGAAGCUGAUACACCGGUUGUGCAAACAAAACAAACAAAAAACAAGGCUCCCGUGUGUAAAUUUUUUAUCAAAACUGGUGCCUGCAAAUAUGGCGACAGAUGUAUAAACCUUCACGAAGCCGGAGAGACGGACUUGAUGGUCAUUCCGAAUUAUUUUAAAGAUGAAAUUUUGGAGUCUGGGGUUGAGAUCACUGGUGCAGAGGAAAUAAAAAUGAUAAAACGGUAUGAAAAAUUUUAUGACAAAGUCAUCAAAGAUUUCAAAGCUGUUGGAGAAGUUGUUAAUUUCAAGUGUUGCUUAAAUGCUAACAAACAUCUACGUGGGAAUGUAUAUGUGCAGUAUUCCAGUCCUGAAGAAGCAACUAAAGUUGUGGAGUGUUUUGAAAAAGCAAGGUUGUGUCCACAAUCUGUAGCUGUUUGGGCGUCUUCAAUAUGUAGUCUCUUUGAUCGACGCGAGUGCCCUCGUGGUCAAACCUGCAACUUUCUUCAUGUGUUUCGCAAUCCAGAGAAUGAGUUCUUUACCUCAAGAAAUAUUUUUAUUCCAAAACGUCACACGAAGGUAGCUGAUCAUCCUGUACUUAAGUAUUACAGAGAGCGAGACGAAAAGAUGACGGAUAAGAACAGACAUAUCUCUGGUUACCGCCCCCGUUCAUUAACGCCAUCAAAAAACAAACGUAGCGGUCGCUUCCGAUCCAACACAAGACACAGACAGAAAUCUCGAUCCAAAUCUCCAAGAAAGCAAACUAAUUCUCGAUCUAAAUCGCCGCAGCAUACUAGGGGACGUACUGAUUCAAAAUGCAAUGUGGACAUACAUGAAAGUAAAUUUGUACAAUCUUUCCACUCUCCUUCGCCUGUGCGUGAUAGGUAUAUUUUAAAUCGCAGAAGCUCGUCACGUGAUCUGCCCUCCCAUACUAAUUCGUUGGAAAAAGACCAGCUAGAAUCGUAUUCUAUCACGAUUCGAAAUGACCGGCAACUGACGCCUUCGCCUACUGCUUACAGAAGAGGAAGAGAUGAGAUUAGAGCGACCGAACAAGUUUUGAGAGCUGGUUACAGAGACAUACCUGAUGGUGAUUAUGAAAGGUCCUCCCCGCGCUUAGAGUUCCUUGCUCACGAUUCCGAAUAUAUAUCUGACGUCGGUGUGGAUCGGAAACGUUAUUUACCGGAUGAUUACAAUACAGUUCAGCUCCGGUCAUCAAAUUUUCAUGAAAAGACAUACUGGGCGUCUUACUCUGAUGAACGAAGUGGUCGGAUAUUUAAUUCAAGUCGUGAGGAUUAUCGAUCUUCUAAUACCUACAGUGAUCUGCCUCUCGAAUCGAAUAAAGACGAACGAUCAGACUCGUUAAGGGAGGAAGUUGAUUAUUUGUUAAGAUCUCAGCAAGAUCGUUUUCUAAAUUCUAACCGCGAUUCGUACCGUUCUUCAAGUAUUGACGAGUCAAGUGAUAGAUAUAGAAAUCGAGCUGGUUCUCCGCGUUCACAGUUCUUGGUUAAAGACUCAAGACGGGAAGAGUACUUUGAUUAUAGUCGACAAAACUCUGCUCAGCGCGAAAGUCAACAGGGUUCUUACCGCAAUGAAAGGUCUGAAAGGACGCAACGUCGUGCAAGGUCUCCUGCCAGGAGAAGUCGUUCCAGAUCUCCGAUGCAUUCACGCCAUUACAUCGUUUCUCGGUCAUGUUCAUAUAGACACGAUCGUCACGACACAGCGCGAUUUCGAAAAUAAAACGCAGACAAGAAUUCCAAAAAAUGAUACAUUUUGUGACAUCAUACGUUUGGAGAAAUUUUGUAGGGUUUUCCUUCAAGGAUUAUGUGAAAGAUAAAAAAUAGAUACAAGAUUUGCUUUCGUAGUUUUUCAGAAAACUGUUUCGUUGUUUGGUGCGUUGGAUGAAGAAUCCGAUGGUAGCUUUGGUUAUUAUUAGUAUAAUACGAAAAUAUAAACGAUGUGUAGAUAUAUUGAUCAGUUUUAAGAGAAUUUAUUUUUUCAGUUUCUUUAGAGAAAUUUAAAAA
This is a messenger RNA of Hydractinia symbiolongicarpus, 3946 nucleotides long. RefSeq lists its product as uncharacterized. The coding region runs from base 129 to 3662 and encodes 1177 amino acids. Gene Ontology annotation, molecular function: pre-mRNA 3'-splice site binding; metal ion binding. Gene Ontology annotation, biological process: mRNA splicing, via spliceosome. Gene Ontology annotation, cellular component: spliceosomal complex; U2AF complex. The record is from RefSeq and is a predicted model, not a curated record. The transcript is spliced from 29 exons. Lineage: Eukaryota; Metazoa; Cnidaria; Hydrozoa; Anthoathecata; Hydractiniidae.